AUGUCUCGGUCAAGUACAGACGUAUCGCAGCCGGACCUCGGUGAAGAAAAAGCCCACACUGGCUCCAAAAGACACUCUAGCGAUAAGACCGACGACGAUUUCGACCGCACCAAGUCCGAGGAUGUAACUUAUGCUCCAAUCACCUCCCCGGGUACCCACAACAAAGGCAGCGCACCACUCCAGAAACAGCGCUCGAAUGCGUCUAAAUCAGUCGCAUCCAGGUCGCUGGAACGCAGCUGGUCGCUGAAUGACGGCGUCAGUAUUGGCGGCCAUGAAGUUGACGAGGCUGCUGUGGCGAACGAUGAUGAAGCGUAUACUGUGGGCUGGGACGAGAACGAUCCCAUGAAUCCGCGCAAUAUGAGCAAAGCCCGACGGUGGUUGGUUGUCAUCAUUGUCUCCAUGGGUUCGCUUUGCGUGACCUGUACCUCUUCGAUGUAUACUACGACAUAUACCCAAUUGAUGAGUGAAUUCGGAUGUUCGCAAGAAGUUGCGACUCUUGGAUUGUCGUUUUUUAUUUGGGGUCUUGUUGCUAAGAAUACUGAGACCAUGAUUAUCGCUCGGUUCUUGAGUGGACUGUCAGGCAGUGCGUUUUUGAGUGUCGCUGGAGGUACUGUUGGUGACAUGUUUGAUCGCCAUGAACUUGCCUUACCCAUGAUGCUCUACACUGCGAGUCCUUUCGUUGGACCAGAAGUGGGCCCUUUGGUUGGUGGCUUCAUCAAUGCAUUUACCACAUGGCGUUGGACGUUCUAUGUCCUCCUGAUUUGGUCGGGGGUGAUGCUCGCCUCGAUAAUAUUCUUGGUUCCAGAGACCUAUCACCCAGUACUUUUGAGGCGUAAGGCGCAGAACCUACGCCAGGAAACCGGAGACGAGCGAUGGAAAGCUCCGAUCGAAAAGCUACAGCGUUCUAUAGCUCAGACCGUCGUACAUUCCAUGUACCGCCCUAUGCUUCUCUUAACGGAGCCGAUGUGUCUAUGCCUUUGCAUUUUCUCGGCCAUCCUAUUGGGUAUUCUGUACUUAUUCUUUGGUGCUUUCCAGCUGGUUUUCCACGAGAUCUAUGGCCUAUCAAUCUGGCAGCGUGGACUGUGUUUCCUCGGUCUGUUUGUCGGAAUGGUUAUAGCCAUUUUGUCAGAUCCUAUCUGGCGCCGAAACUACGUUCGCUUGGAGCGUAACCAUGAGAUUGCGACGAAAAAGCUCGAUGACUUCCAGCCGGAGUGGCGACUGCCCCCAGCGAUCCUGGGAGGACCCUUGGUUACUAUAGGUCUUUUCAUUUUUGCUUGGACAAUCUAUCCUAAUGUCCAUUGGAUUGCACCUAUCAUUGGCAGUGCUGUUUUUGGUGCAGGGACAAUCCUGGUUUACUCGGGUAUCUUCACAUUCCUAGUCGAUGCGUAUCCAACAUUUGCCGCCAGCGCUCUGGCAGCGAACAGUUUCACUCGGUCAUCCUUCGGAGGCAUAUUUCCACUGUUUGGAAUCCAAAUGUAUCACAACCUCGGAUAUCACUGGGCAACUUCCUUGUUAGCAUUCUUGACCCUUGUCAUGACCCCUUUCCCGUACCUAUUCUUUCGGUAUGGGAGCUGGAUCCGAAGUAAGAGCCGAUUUGCGAAAUCACAGGCGUGA
Molecule: messenger RNA, 1614 nt
Organism: Penicillium expansum
Lineage: Eukaryota; Fungi; Ascomycota; Eurotiomycetes; Eurotiales; Aspergillaceae
Product: MFS transporter
Exons: 10
Coding region: 1-1614 (537 amino acids)
Biological process (GO): transmembrane transport
Molecular function (GO): transmembrane transporter activity
Source: RefSeq, a predicted model, not a curated record